Messenger RNA from Drosophila willistoni, 1289 nucleotides. RefSeq names its product uroporphyrinogen decarboxylase (gene Urod). The record is from RefSeq and is a predicted model, not a curated record. Lineage: Eukaryota; Metazoa; Arthropoda; Insecta; Diptera; Drosophilidae. Bases 120 to 1190 code for a protein of 356 amino acids. Gene Ontology annotation, biological process: heme biosynthetic process. Gene Ontology annotation, cellular component: cytosol. The transcript has 3 exons. Gene Ontology annotation, molecular function: uroporphyrinogen decarboxylase activity.
UCGAGAUACCGAUACAAAAAUAUCGCUUGUUAAUGCACAGAUUGCAAAAUUUCUUAAUUAUUUUCAUCAAAAUUUCUUGUUAUUAAUUAAACUUAAUUCAAUUAAGCAAUAAUAAGAAAAUGAAGGGCGACAAGCCAUUUCCCCCAUUGAAAAAUGACAAUCUGCUGCGUGCCGCACGCGGUGAAGUGGUGGAUCGAGUCCCAGUUUGGGUUAUGCGACAAGCCGGACGCUAUUUGCCUGAAUUUCAGGAGCUGCGCAAGAAACAUGAUUUCUUUACCGUCUGCCGCACACCCGAGCUGGCCUGUGAGGUGACCAUGCAACCGCUGCGACGAUUCGAUCUGGAUGCCUCGAUUAUAUUCUCAGACAUUUUGGUUAUACCCCAGGCUCUGGGUUUGACAGUGGAAAUGCAUGCCGGUGUUGGUCCUGUGCUGCCACAGCCAAUCCGAACGCCCGAGGAUCUGAAGCGUUUGACUCCCGAUGGUGCUUUGUCUCGGCUGAUGUAUGUGGGCGAAGCCAUUACCAUGAUGCGACACAAAUUGGACGGUCGAGUGCCAUUGAUUGGCUUCACGGGAGCUCCGUGGACACUAUUGGGCUACAUGAUCGAGGGUGGUGGCAGUAAAACCAUGUCAAAGGCCAAAGCCUGGCUUAACGAGUAUCCAGAGGAUACGAAAUUGUUUCUUAAUCUAUUGACUGAUGCUAUAGUGGACUAUUUGGAGAUGCAAGUGCAGGCUGGUGCCCAAAUGUUGCAGAUCUUCGAAUCAUCCGCUGAGCAUUUAAGCAAAGAAGAAUUUCUCGAAUGGGCUGUGCCCUAUUUGCGGCGCAUACGCAAUGAGCUGGUUGAUCGUUUGACCAAAAAGGUUAUACCAUUGGUGCCGUUGACCCUAUUUGCCAAGGGUGCUGGCCACUCCUUGAAGGAGCAAAGUGAACUUGGCUAUGAUGUUAUUGGUCUCGAUUGGACAGUGGAUCCCAUUGAGGCCCGUAAAGAAGUCGGUCCCAAUAUCACAUUGCAGGGCAACUUAGAUCCCCAGGAUAUGUAUCGAGAUCCCGAAGAGUUGCGCACUUUAACCACUGAAAUGGUGCAUAAAUUUGGCAAAUCACGUUAUAUAGCCAAUUUGGGUCAUGGCAUUACACCGCAAACACCGAUCAAUAGCAUGGAGGUACUUGUAGAGGCCGUGCACAAGGCUCUUUAGAAGCACAUUUGGAGAUUUUCGUUAAGAAUGCAAAUGCCUUAUCAUUUUUGUAUGAGUGAAAAAUAAAGACAAACUAUUGGGUUUAGGGUUAGAAUCUUA